GCUAGCUUCGACGCCGUGAAUAAGCAGCAUGUUUCUGGCUGCCUUCAACAUACGCGCGAGCAGCUGCUCGCUGAUAUUCGGACGUGGAUUGACCAUGAUAGCGAAAAGCGCAUUUACUGGCUCAAUGGAAUGGCCGGCACCGGGAAGACUACCAUUUCCCUCACGAUUGCUCGCGAAUAUUAUAAAAAGAAGCAGCUAGGAGCAAGCUUCUUCUUUUCCAGAGGUAGUGGUGACCUUGCCUCGACUAGAAAGUUUGCGACUACCAUGGCCGUUCAGCUUGCUGAAUAUUCUCCGGUAUUGCGACAGCAUAUUAUAGCUGCUGCUACGUCGAAUCCUAGAAUCAGCCAACUCGCUCUGUAUAUCCAGUGGGAGAAGCUCAUCAUAGAGCCUUUGAGUUUAUUAGAACCUCAAACCGCUCAAUCUCCGCUCCUCAUAAUUGUCGAUGCUCUUGACGAAUGCGAUAGCGAACGGGAUAUGGCACUAUUGAUAGAGAGCUUCGUGAGCACAGUUGCGACUGUUAAAAAUAUACCACUUCGGAUGUUUGUUACAAGUAGGCCGGACCGACCAAUUAAUCUUGGGUUUGGCAUUGUAUCCAUCAAUUUACGUCACUAUUUUGCCCUUCAUAGUAUUGAACAAUCUAUCGUGGAUAGCGACUUGAUGAUUUACUAUCGUCAUCAGCUAGCACAACUGUCUCAGCGACACAGCUGGGAUGAAGGCCUAACAUCUGACGAUAUCAUUCAGUCUCUCGUGCACAAAUCUCACGGAUUAUUCAUCCACGCCGCAACUGUUUGUCGAUUUAUUGAUCAAGGAGGCAUUCUUGCAGAACAACGGCUUUCGAAUCUUUAUGCCCUUGGAUCUUCCAGCUCUAGAGCGGAACAGGAACUUGAUCACAUAUACACUACAGUUCUGGAAAACUCGUUUAACGGGCAUUUAGAUGCUGAAGAAACUAUCAUGUUACAACGACGGUUUCAAAAAGUUGUCGGGUCAAUUGUGGUUUUGUUCGACGCGUUCAAUCUAAGUCAUCUCGCUGCUAUUAUUGACGAAUCAAAGUCAAGGAUAAUGUCAGUACUCAAUACCCUUGGGUCUGUUUUGGACAUCUCAGAAGACGACGAAAAUAAGAUUGAUACCCUGCAUCCCUCUUUCAGAGAUUUUCUCCUGGAUUCAAAAAGAUGCUGCGACGAAAAAUUCCAAAUUCCCACCAGACAGCUGCAUUAUGAACUGUUUGAACGCUGUUUGGUGAUUAUGCGCAGCUCUCUGCACAAAGACAUGUGCAAACUCAAAAAGCCAGGAACAAAGGCGCGGGAUGUAUCAAGAACCCGAGUGAAUAAAUGUAUUCCUCCUUCAGUUCAGUAUGCCUGCAGCUACUGGAUGAAGCAUCUCCAGAAGAGUGAACGGGGUUGGUUCAAUCAUGGAGGCGUGGUAGAAUUCUUUCGAGCCGAUUUUCUUGGCUGGCUCGAAGUACUUGCUCUUUUGGGUCGGCUGACUGAAGGAAUGACUAUGUUGGCAAGCCUUCAGUCUUUGACAAGCAGUAGUGAAAAGGUGCUUGGUGAUCUUAUACGUGAUGCCAAGCGAUUUGCCUUUCAGCAUAGUAGUAUUAUUGCAGAGGCACCGUUGCAAGUGUAUUGCUCAGCGCUUAUAUUCAGUCCUGAGCAAAGCAUUAUCCGCCAAAUCUACAACAACCGAAUUCCGAAUUGGAUCACCCCUUCUUUUCAGAGGCGCGGUACAUGGGCCUCUUACACGCAGCUUCUGUGGCAUCCACACAAUCCCUGCACCUUUGCUUUCUCACCCAAUGGAAAAUAUUUGGCUUCUGGGUGUGAAGACGGAACUGUUUGGCUGUGGGAUGUCGUGACGGGUGCAAAUCAACGCAUUCUUGAGGGUCAUUCCGCUCUGGUUUCAUCAGUUGAAUACUCUCCCCAAAGCCAACUUCUAGCCUCUGGAUCACGGGAUGGCACAAUACGACUGUGGAAUUCUACGACUGGUGCAGCUCAAGGCAUUCUGACACAUGGCAAAAUAGCCAGUCAGGUUGCAUUUUCACCAGAUGGCAACUCACUCGCCUCGAUUUCUAUUGACACUCGCGUUGAGCUCUAUGAUGUUCAAACUCGGACAAGGCGGUGGCUUAGUAAAACUACAAAGGACCUCUCAGAUAUGGCCUUUUCGCCCAAUGACCGAGUCCUCGCUGUAGCUAUAGGUUCCGGUUCUAUUGAGCUGCUAGAUGCUACAUCUGGCCAUUUAACGCAUACUAUACAAUGCAAUACUGAGGACUCGCUUCACCGGACAAAAAUCAAAUUCUCGCCAGAUGGAACAUUUCUUGCUUCGCAAUUCGACCUCAAUACUAUCCGAUUCUGGGACAUGCCUAAAAAGCACAUCUUUUCUCCCAAUAGCAAGCUUAUUGCACUAUAUACCUCUGAUUACUCUAUCCAAAUAUGGGAUACAUCGAAUCUGAAGAAGAUUCACGAGAUCAAAACUAUGGACGCGUAUAACCGACUUAUGGCAUUUUCGCCUGAUGCUAAGCUUAUCGCAGCUCUAGCGAUGAAUGAGAAUUUAUCUGUAUUCGCCCUCGAUACAGGCACU
Messenger RNA from Trichoderma atroviride IMI 206040, 2571 nucleotides. Lineage: Eukaryota; Fungi; Ascomycota; Sordariomycetes; Hypocreales; Hypocreaceae. The record is from RefSeq and is a predicted model, not a curated record.